Molecule: messenger RNA, 1237 nt
Organism: Oncorhynchus keta (chum salmon)
Lineage: Eukaryota; Metazoa; Chordata; Actinopteri; Salmoniformes; Salmonidae
Product: collagen alpha-2(I) chain-like
Exons: 2
Coding region: 29-937 (302 amino acids)
Source: RefSeq, a predicted model, not a curated record
CUACACUGCAGGUAGGGCAGGCCUAUUCAUGCCCAUUACAGUAACAGGGCCAACCUACACUGCAGGUAGGGCAGGCCUAUUCAUGCCCAUUACAGUAACAGGGCCAACCUACACUGCAGGUAGGGCAGGCCUAUUCAUGCCCAUUACAGUAACAGGGCCAACCUACACUGCAGGUAGGGCAGGCCUAUUCAUGCCCAUUACAGUAACAGGGCCAACCUACACUGCAGGUAGGGCAGGCCUAUUCAUGCCCAUUACAGUAACAGGGCCAACCUACACUGCAGGUAGGGCAGGCCUAUUCAUGCCCAUUACAGUAACAGGGCCAACCUACACUGCAGGUAGGGCAGGCCUAUUCAUGCCCAUUACAGUAACAGGGCCAACCUACACUGCAGGUAGGGCAGGCCUAUUCAUGCCCAUUACAGUAACAGGGCCAACCUACACUGCAGGUAGGGCAGGCCUAUUCAUGCCCAUUACAGUAACAGGGCCAACCUACACUGCAGGUAGGGCAGGCCUAUUCAUGCCCAUUACAGUAACAGGGCCAACCUACACUGCAGGUAGGGCAGGCCUAUUCAUGCCCAUUACAGUAACAGGGCCAACCUACACUGCAGGUAGGGCAGGCCUAUUCAUGCCCAUUAAAGUAACAGGGCCAACCUACACUGCAGGUAGGGCAGGCCUAUUCAUGCCCAUUAAAGUAACAGGGCCAACCUACACUGCAGGUAGGGCAGGCCUAUUCAUGCCCAUUACAGUAACAGGGCCAACCUACACUGCAGGUAGGGCAGGCCUAUUCAUGCCCAUUACAGUAACAGGGACAACCUACACUGCAGGUAGGGCAGGCCUAUUCAUGCCCAUUACAGUAACAGGGCCAACCUACACUGCAGGUAGGGCAGGCCUAUUGAUAACAUGGGAAGGCUGCAUCCUAGUCCACUAUACCGUCCACUAGUUUGAGCCCCAAAAGUAGUGCACUAUAAAAGGGACGAGGGCACCAUUUAGGACACAGGCCUUAAGCCUAACAUUUUAGAACACGGGCCUUAAGUCUAACAUUUUAUAAAAGUGACUUGUCGGCAUUAGGCCAAAUAUCUCACCCAUGGGAAGAUGAGGUACUGUGAGCAGUCUAGAGACACUCCCAAACAACCUUUAAGAAGACAAGUCUAACCGUCAUUGACCUAUUUAAAUAGGUCAGUGACAUGGACAAUAACCCGCUAGUCAUCUCAACGUUCAGUUCCUGCUGUCUCAGCUAAAA